AAGAGAGACCAAAAGAAAGAGUGGGUAGCCACUCUGGUGCACUCUGGUGGUUCCUGUAAAGGCUUCAGUAUUUGCUUGAUCUCCACACAGUGGCAUUGUGGCUACAACAAGAUUCUGAGACAAACUAUUCUCAGUGGACAGACUUAAAUGGACAAAUCUAAGCUUUUCGUACUCCAGAACAUUUAUUUCUUUAUACUCAUGCAUUUUUCCAGGACUCAUGAACUUUCUGCAACUUUUUUAGUUCUUUGGACAGUUUGGUUUCACCGCUUGGGAGAACAUGUUGCUUGUCUUGGAAAGAUGAAGACCCAGAAUGCUCAUUUGAGGGCUGCAAGAGGAGGACUCCUGAGGUGCGACAUAUGAGCAUUCUCUUCAAAGAAGAGAAAUCAUUUAAAGUGGAAAACUUCUCCUACUCUCAGGUUUGAGAGGAUUUAUGUCUGUGUGCUGGUUUAGCCAGGUCUAUAUUUUCUAAGAUUUUUAACACCAUUCAACUAGUGGUGACUGAGUUUUAUGCCAGUGAUGGAUCCUGGUAAUGGAACAUACUACCGAGAUCCACCGGGAGACUGGUUCUUCGUCAUGGCAGUCAACAUCAUCCUGGUCACAGUGUUGGGAAACCUGCUGGUCAUCAUUGCCGUGGCUCGCACUCCACAGCUACAGACUUCAACAAACAUCUUAAUCAUGUCGUUAGCAUGUGCGGACCUUAUCAUGGGGACCCUGGUGGUCCCGUUUGGGGCCAGUUAUGUUCUAACAGGUAAUUGGCAGCUUGGUAACACUUUCUGUAACCUCUGGACUUCAAUUGACAUAUUGUGUGUUACAGCGAGCAUUGAAACGCUUUGUGUCAUAGCAGUUGAUCGGUAUGUAGCCAUCACAAGGCCACUGCGGUACACAGUUCUACUCUGCAAAUUUCGUGCCCGAGUAAUAGUUUGUUUAGUGUGGGUUGUGUCUACUUUAAUUUCGUUUGUUCCAAUUAUGAUGACAAAUUGGUGGAAAAAUAAUGAAACAGAGGCGAUGGAAUGUUAUAAAAGUGAGAAAUGCUGUGACUUUGUGGUUAACGAACAAUAUGCAAUUUCUUCCUCAUUAGUCUCUUUUUAUAUCCCCCUGGUGAUUAUGAUAGCUGUGUAUGCAAAAGUCUUUGUUAUUGCUGCACGGCAGGUAAAGCUCAUAAAGAAAAACCGGCCUCGUUUUCAGAGCGACUGUCUUGCACAGAUUCAAACUGGUGCCAACUUGAACGAUCUCCUGCAGCCAGCGUGCAUGGCCUCCAACAGCUGCAACAAUGUGACGAGGAGAAAGAGUACCAAGAGGAGACCAUCACGACUGAUGAUCGGUGAGCUCAAAGCUAUUAAGACUUUAGGCAUCAUCAUGGGGACCUUCACCAUAUGUUGGCUGCCAUUUUUUGUUGCCAACAUAAUCAAAGCUUUUAAAAAAGACAUCCUUGAUGGGGACCAAUUCCUGUAUUUAAAUUGGCUAGGUUACAUUAACUCUGGCCUCAAUCCCAUCAUCUACUGCAGGAGUCCAGAAUUUCGAACUGCUUUCAAGAACCUUAUUGGCUGUCCGUGGCUCUCCACGGCAUGGCUGAACUCUUUUUAUAAGGAACUGCGAACUCGCUGCUCCUGCUUUCUAUGGCAAACUGAGCCAGGCACUGGGGAGUCUUUCCAAAAGUCUCCAGAUGGUAGGACUGAAGGCAGUGGCAGCCUGGGCAGCAGAAGUGAGGAGAUCUCCAUUGGUCUUUCACAAUCCAAUGGCAGCACACAGUUCACCGACUGCUUGGAGCCAGAAUCCUAACUCUGCACAUUUCAGGAAAAGGAUGGCUGAACUGUUACACGUUGAUCUACUGAAGCAAACUGUUACUGUGACUCCUGCAGUAUCUGAGACCAAUCAGCCUUGAAGACAAGUUAAAAAGCAUGAGCUGAAUGAAGCUUUACCAAAAGAGACCAGUAGACUGACUGAAAGCAGCAAAUUAAGACCGGAGAGGAACGCUAUGAUUUUCUUCUUUGUUUUUAUUUGUUUUUUACAGGACAUUGGCUGCUGUAGCAUGCUGCUCCAUAGACAUUUGUUCACACGUCAUGUACUUUCUGCUGCCAUCCAUAUGUUGACAUUUUGUUUACAAAGAGUGUUCAUGGAUAAGACAAAUGUAGAUUCUAAAUGCAUUGCUAAUCUUUCAGUGUACAGUAUGAGCCCUGUGGUCACAGAAAUAUCAGCUUCAACUAAUUCUUUGCAGUGCUUUAAGUGGUAAGUUAUGUAUUUAUGACACACUGAAUCUGUAGCAAAAUAACAAGUUCUGCUGAGGCCGGCAUCACCGUAGAGACAUUUUCAUAACACAAACCUUUCAGUGGUGCAUCAUCCAAAGCAAUGAGCGAUGCAGUGAUUUAACCAACUCUGUCAACUCUCGUUUUUUUUUUUUUUUUUGGAGCCUUGGCUCUUUGUUCGCACAAUUCAGCCUUGAUUCCUCUGUUUUGUUGUAAUUGUUUUUUUAUUUUUAUUUUAUUACAAUGUGAAAAAAUGUCUUUAAAAAAACCUUCAAUAUGAUUCUGGUUAGUACAUGUUUUUGUGCAAGAAAGGUACAGUAUUUUAACGAUAGGUAAAUUUGUAUCAAGUAAAUCUGCUGUAUGCUGUGUUGCCUUAUUUCUAUGCCAAUAUAAGCUCAGUAAUACACUCUGAAUAAAGAUAAAAUGGAUUUGUUAAAGGGAAAUGUGCUUACAUACUCUCUAUUAUUACACUGUUGUAAACAAGAAUAAUUUAAUGACAAUUGUUUUUGAAAGGGUUUUUAAAAUAAGUUGGACAAGAAUUUACCUUACAAGGUAAAUGUAAAGAUAAAAAUUAGGUAUCCAGAGGCAAUCUGAAAGGGUGAAAAGUUCUGAUAUACAUUAUCCUACAAUUAAAUUUACGGAAAGGAGAUUGUUUUUGUGUAAACAUUUACAUGGCUUGUCUUUAUUAAAAUCCAUUAGAUCAUUCAUAGAUGCCUCUCAGCUUCGCAGGGACAUGGCUCAGGUUGAAAUGUCUCAUAAAAAAAAUU
Cyprinodon variegatus (sheepshead minnow) is the source of this 3010-nucleotide messenger RNA. It is a transcript of the gene adrb3a, whose product is annotated as beta-2 adrenergic receptor-like. Lineage: Eukaryota; Metazoa; Chordata; Actinopteri; Cyprinodontiformes; Cyprinodontidae. Gene Ontology annotation, molecular function: beta3-adrenergic receptor activity; norepinephrine binding; epinephrine binding. Gene Ontology annotation, biological process: norepinephrine-epinephrine-mediated vasodilation involved in regulation of systemic arterial blood pressure; adenylate cyclase-activating adrenergic receptor signaling pathway. The coding region runs from base 508 to 1779 and encodes 423 amino acids. The record is from RefSeq and is a predicted model, not a curated record. Gene Ontology annotation, cellular component: membrane. The transcript is spliced from 2 exons.